GCCCAAGAGAACAUCCUGCACUUCGUCAACCAAGACAGCACCACCCGAACCAUCAUCUUCACCGCACAAGCCGGCCUCGAAGAGAUCCCCAGCCUCGUCAUCCCCGGCCUCGGAACCGCGAACCAGACUAUGCCAAAUAGCUGGAUCGGUAACUGCUACUCCGUCUCCGAGGGAGCUCCCAACGUUCCGGGCAUGCUGGCAGAAUUCCGCUUCAACGGCUACGCUGGCGCCUGCUACUUCGACGUCUCCGCCAUCGUCAACCCAAACGACACCGAGGGCGUCAAGAUGAUCUUCCCCAAGAACAGCGACACGCCCGUCUCCGGGUGCCAGACAUUCCCCUGCUCAAACGCCUACAACAAAUGGGACGACGUCGCGACCCUGUCCACCCCCGACAGCGAGCUCGUCGUUCUCCUUGGAACCCUCAGCAACGCGCGCAGACGCGGCCUCGUGGCCCGCAUGCCCCGUGAAUUCGUC
Messenger RNA from Hyaloscypha bicolor E, 474 nucleotides. RefSeq lists its product as uncharacterized. The transcript has a single exon. NCBI's taxonomy places the organism in Eukaryota, Fungi, Ascomycota, Leotiomycetes, Helotiales, Hyaloscyphaceae. The record is from RefSeq and is a predicted model, not a curated record. The annotation marks the transcript as partial.